UUUCUUCAUUUUUGGGAAUUCUUUAUUUCUUUUCGAUGUUGAGAAAGCUCGGAAAAUUAAACCGCCAUUUUUCUGUGAUGCGAUCGAAUUAGAUACAACUUGGAAGUGGCGCAGCAGACCGUAAAACAGGAAAGAGUGCUAAAUUUGGGAACUAGAAUUCGUGUUUUAAAUUUUAAUGGAGGACGAAGCACAGUCGGCAGAGAAGCAAAAAGAGGCAGAACCAACACCAGCCAAGGGACGAUGGGGAGCUUGGGGAAUUUCUCCUCUCUCCGUUUUUUCAGAUCUUCAGAGAGCCGCUGCUGUUGCGGCCGAAGAGAUUUCUCGUAAUGCAGUUGCAGUUGCUAAGAAUGCAACAAAGGGCAUUACAGAUAUGCAAAAUAUUAGUCCUGACUCUGAAUCUCCUAAGGUGGAAGAAGAAUUAGAGGACUCAGCAAUUGAAGGGGUACAUGCGGAUGAGAAUGACAAACUGCGGAAGGCUGCUCUUGAUAAGUUGGAAAAAGCCAGUGAGGAUUCUUUCCUGGGGCAGGGUCUUAAGGUUCUUGACAACUCAGUGGAAAGCUUUGCUUCAGGAGCAUGGCGAGCAUUAGGCAAUGCUUUGAGAGAGGGUUCCAAUUUGGUUCAGAAGCUUGAACAUUCUACUGCAAACCUAGCUGAAUCUAUUCAGCAGACUGGUCUACCUGCAACAGCUGGUUCUGUUGCCCCAUCUCUGCUGGAGACUGGAAGGUCUUUUACAGCAAAAGGAAUGGAGGUACUUGAGCGUGUGGGCAAAGAAACCAUGGAACUACUGAUUACAGAGACUGGUAUUGAAAUUGAGAAGAAUCCCGAGGAACAUGAGGAACAAAAUGAUGAGGAACAACUUUCUGAGGAAGUAACAUUUGACCGAUGCUUCUACAUUUAUGGAGGUCCUGAACAGUUGGAGGAAUUGGAGGCAUUGUCUAACCACUAUGCAUUGUUAUUUAACCGGAGAAAAGCAAAAUUAUCAUCAGAAGAGAAGUCCAUCUAUGAAGAAAAACUCAAACAAGUUCAGCAAAAUUUUAGUUUGAGCUCUGAACUUGAUGGAGGUGUAGAAUCAGACAAAGGAAAGAAAAUCAAGGCCACAGGGGAGGGAAGUGUUGAUGAGAUGAAAAACUUGCGUGAUUCAAGUGUCAGCAAAGCUGCUGAUAUAGCUGCAGGGUUUACAACAACCCUAACGGGGCUUUCUGCAAAUGAGAUAAUUCAACGGACAACUGGUAGACUUGAAAGCAUUCACUCAGAGGGUGUACAUAGGCUCUCCGAACUAUGUUGCUUUGCAGUCUCUCAACUUCUUAUACUGGGAAAAUCUGUUAUCUCCAAUUCAAACAAAGCACAAAGCGAAGAUCCGGAUCAGGAAACCAUGAAUAUUGACUGGCCUGAGGAUUCUGUUGAAAAAUCAAGGAUAAUCAGAUUCAAAGCACAAUCAAUGAUAGGAGAUGUGGAAGCAGUUUCUGAUAGUUUCAUUACAGGUAUCUCGGAUGUGGUUGAAGCCUAUCUAGCUGCCAUAAAAGGUGCUGCAGAUGUCCACGGGGGUCUUAAGCAAACUUCCAUCCAGGAAAAGGCAAAUGCCAUCACUGAUCAUCUCCGUUCUGACCGGGUCACAGCCAUAGACAAGAUCCAGGAUGGUCUCCAGUACUUAGCAUUUAUAGUUGUUUCCACUUCAAUGCCCACAGCAUGAGACUGUAAUUCUUUUUUCCAUUAACUAUUUAGAUUUGUAAAUAAUCUCUCACAAUUGGGUUGAGAUCAGGCGUUUACUAGUGUUUCAUUGCCUUUAAAUUGAAUGUUCCAGCCCAUUUUACCAAUCAAAUAUACAAGGUUUCAUUGUUCUA
Nelumbo nucifera (sacred lotus) is the source of this 1841-nucleotide messenger RNA. Its product is annotated as BAT2 domain protein. The record is from RefSeq and is a predicted model, not a curated record. NCBI's taxonomy places the organism in Eukaryota, Viridiplantae, Streptophyta, Magnoliopsida, Proteales, Nelumbonaceae.